AUGCUGAAUAUCGACUCCGAUGUGAACGCUUCGCAUUCUGAGAGAAAUUUUAGCAGGCAUUUUGUGGAAGAGGUCACUUUUGCCCGUGAGAUAGCUAGAACUCGCCACAAACUGUUCUUGCCGAGAAACCUUGCGCGAGUUUUGGCCCAUCAUCAACGGGUCUGUGAGGCGAAAUUGACGUCUACGGACGCGUCAACGAGCCCGGCGGCAAAAUUCAAGUUGUGCAAUUUUGUUGACGAGCUGGUCGGAGAGACGAUCCCGAGUGCGGCUGGGGCCGGUGCGGCGGGACAUUUGGUGGAAGGCUCGCCGACUUUGCAAGUGCCCCUCGCGCGUUCGAGCGAAGCGCAUUCAAACCCACCAGAAAUGGCGUCCAGCUCGCGCUCCCCGGCAUUAUACCCAGAAGGGGUUGAGAGGAGUUCGCGCCGCAGUAUUCGAGGCCUUCUCGAGAGGGUCUAUGAACGGCCCGAGGCCGAAUUACUCUUGGACUUUGACAGUAUCAGGAAAAAACUCAACUUCAAGACCAACCAUCCGGAUGAGAAUGAGAGGCCGGCAAAGCGCCAAAAACGGGAUGUCGUCAAAUGUCAAUGCCAUCUCACCAUUUGGGACAACCGUGCUGGCCAUGAGGUAGUGUUGACUACCAAGUCGACCUACUGCCGGUUAACCACGACCGAAACCGCGUUGAACGGAUACUUCGUCGACAUAGAGCUGGACAAGUCCUUUGUCAUCCAGGCGGACGACCUGAAAGUUUCAGUCCCAACCAAGGACGGGUCUAUUUUGGGCUUCACCGACAAGUAUUUUCUCGAAAUCAAGAUCAUCCCAUGUCGGAAUGGAAGCUUAUGGCCGCCCAUCCCGCUGCUGGGCAAGAGUGACGGGGACCACUUUGCCCGCGACGCCAGGAAGACAGGGCCGGAAGACUUGCAAGGCGCGGUGGUGGCAAGGUAUACACACCUACCACAGGCUCCCGACCCAGAUGUUCCAUUGAGCGUCUUUUUCCUGCAUGAAGGACGGACAUACCGAACGAAAUACGGUCUUCAGGUGUUAUCUGCCUGGCAGAGGUCUACCGAGCCCAACAAAACGCUGAAGCCUAGGAACAAUGGCUUCGAUCCGGACUCGUUUCGGUCUCCAACACCAAACGGUGCACCGAACGGUGUCGAGCCCACGCCCGCAAUAGACAAUGAUUCAACUGCUGCGAUAGUCAAUCAAACCCAUCACCAACCGCAAAUAUGUUAUCACUUUUCUAUCGAACUCGCGGCCCAAAUCGCCCCCAAACCCCGCAUUAUGACUGUCAGCGGCUAUCAGUGUACAAUGUGCACCUGGAAGACGUCGAAGCUACAAAACCUGCAAUUUCAUCUGACGACAAUGCACUCCAAACUCAGUUUCACUGUGCAAAGGCCACGACGAGACCAUGUGAGCAAUGAAUUGAGCCAUAUCCAGAUCAAUGUGAACUGGGCCACUCCACCCGAGAAGCAGGGAGGAGACACAAAAGCCAUUGCAUGGCAAGCGCCCGCCCACCCCUGCGACCGGACGGAUUGCCUCGAAGGCCAUCACAGCUGCGCGAGCGAGGAGAAUGACACAAGAAGUGCGGUCGCGAAACCUCCAGCGCCUCCUUUAGCGAGUGUCAAGAAAUCUACUUCGGGGUUCCUCCCAGCCGAGGAUGUGCCCGAUUUCCGCGAACCAGAGCGUAACAGAUACCGAGCAAUCCGACUCGAGUCCAAAUAUGAAGAGGCGGUGCCGGUGUACACAUCCGUCAGUCAUCGACCCGUGUCUCCAAGCGAGGACCCUCGCAGUGAAACCGAUGAUGAAAUCGACAGUGUGUGGCAGAUUGAUCUACACAUGGAACGACUCGACUUGGCGGCCAAACGUGAAGGCUGGAGUGAUUACGAGCGCGAACUUCGGAAACGUUGGGACAAGCAUCGAAUGGAAGAACAGCUGGAACAUUCCAGGUAUCUGUCCAACAGUCUGAUUCGGUUCGUACGCAAACAUCGAAGCUGGAUUAGAAAGGGGGAUGACGAAUUGCUCGUGGUGUUUUUCGAGUUCCUGGAAGACCUCAAGGACAGUGGUGUCAUUGACGACGAUGUUGUCUCGGACGUAAAUGAGCUGGUUUUUCAAUUUCAAGAGUCACCGGGAGCCAGUCCGGCUGUGGAUCCACCUUCGAGGACCAGUUCGGCGAUGGAAUCUUUUACUAUGACAACCAGGGGCCGCCAUCGACGUGAAGUAGAAUCCCAGGCGCCGAGGAAUGCGAGACCGCAAAGUGAACCCGCCUCAAACCACACGCCUAGGUCGGGUCAGUCCUCAGCAGCGAUCAAGAAUCGAGACUUUAUUUGUGGGCACUGCGCAAAGCUGAUCAUAAAGCCGAUGCAGAAUACGGUCUUGUGUGCAGACCCGGAAUGUCAGACACCCACUGUGAUGUUUCAUCGAAAAUGUGCCCGGCUGCACCUUGGAUUCGAUGUCUUCCGCGGACAGUCGCUGGAGCAGAUCAAAGGCAAGAAGCCCAUGGUCGCCAUGGGCCCAACUGCUAGUCCGAAUACACCUAGCGGCAAGUCGAAGCCAAAACUUGAUUUCCCUGUCAAUACCUGGCGCUGUCCGAACUGUGCCAAAAAACAAAAGGCCGUGGCGAGGGAGGAUCUUGUCGUCUCCCCUGCGAUGAGGUCUCGUGACCGCGGGACUGCGAAAUGA
Messenger RNA from Capronia epimyces CBS 606.96, 2676 nucleotides. RefSeq lists its product as uncharacterized. The record is from RefSeq and is a predicted model, not a curated record. Bases 1 to 2676 code for a protein of 891 amino acids. NCBI's taxonomy places the organism in Eukaryota, Fungi, Ascomycota, Eurotiomycetes, Chaetothyriales, Herpotrichiellaceae. The transcript has a single exon.